This is a messenger RNA of Myzus persicae (green peach aphid), 2073 nucleotides long. Its product is annotated as tubulin glycylase 3A-like. Gene Ontology annotation, molecular function: protein-glycine ligase activity, initiating. The transcript has 11 exons. The record is from RefSeq and is a predicted model, not a curated record. Gene Ontology annotation, biological process: protein polyglycylation; cilium movement; cilium assembly. Lineage: Eukaryota; Metazoa; Arthropoda; Insecta; Hemiptera; Aphididae. Gene Ontology annotation, cellular component: cilium. The coding region runs from base 1 to 2073 and encodes 690 amino acids.
AUGAAUUCUAAUAAUAACUGCACUAACAAAAGAAAUUCAUUUUUAACUCGGUAUGGUAUCGACUAUAGUUACAACGAGGUAAAGCAAUGUUCAAUCACAAACAGUACUAAAACAAAGGAUGAACAAGGCGGUUCUAAUCAAAUUCCGGAAGUAAAAAAUGAAUACCAAUACUCAGAACUGUCAAAAAUGAGAAGCCUUAACACCAGAUACCAAUUAAAUUUUCAAAACUAUAUUCAGGAACUGUAUAAAUCAUUGAUAAAAGAGUGCAACUAUAACUUAUUAGAUUUAAAUUCAUUAAACACAUCAUUAGACUUUGAAUCUUUGUUGAGUGUCAGUAAUCGAACGUUGAAAGCUAUAAAGGAUCGAAAAAUAUUUUCGGUAUUAGGAUAUUUUCCAACGAUUUCUGUAGAGCUGAAAAAUCGUGGUUGGGUCGAAAAACGAGAUCCGUACCGACCACCAAUAAAUUAUUCGCUGUGUUUAAAAUCAUCACCACACAUGGUUAAUUGGAUCGAAUCGCCUCCACUGAUUAAAUCGUCAAUCAAUGAAAACGAAGGUGCCAUUGAGCGUAUAAAAAGUUUGCAAACUUGGAAUAUUCUAAAAAAUAAAAGAUCUGACUUUAUUUUCGUCACUAGAAAACAGUUGAUUAAUUGGUCGACUUUAAGUAAAUUGACAUGUGUCAGUCAGAUGACAAGACACUUAUUUUGUACCAAAAAUGGUUUGGCACAAUGUUUGGAAUCUUACAAAAAUGCUGAAACGAAUUUGAUGUUUCCGAGGUGUCAUUAUAUUCGAACCGAAGCAGACAGUGAUGCAUUUGUGGAAGAUUUCAUUACGACAGCGUUGGUAAGCACACUGAAAAUUAUUGUAAAAGCAAUUGAGAAUAAUAAAAGAAUGUUCACAGAAAAUGGCAAUAUACCAUACGAAUUUAUUGAUUUUGUGAAACGAAGUAUACUAAAAAUUUUGAAUAAACAAAAAACUGGCAAUACUGAGGCAGAUAUAUGGAAAUUUAAAAGUCAAAAAGAAGUAUUGGACAAAUUUCUGAUUCAUUACACAAAAUUGAUCAGUGAUAGUAACUCCAAAUUUAGUCAAGAAUACACAAAUGAAUUAGAAUUCGAUGUCUACGCAAAAUGUAAAUAUUUACUCGAAGAAGUGAAAACAUAUUGUCCCCAACACUAUAUAGACGGAAUUACCAAUACAUGGAUCAUAAAACCCAGGUCAAACUGUUCUGGUCAUGGCAUCAUAUUGUCUAGAAACUUGCAGACGAUCAAAAAAAAAAUCGCUGGAGCAGAUGUCUUGAGAAAUAAUCAUAUUGUACAAAAAUAUAUAGAAAGACCCCUUUUGGUUUAUACUUGUAAAAUUGAUUUGCGACAAUGGUUUUUAGUGACCAAUAUGAGUCCAGUAGUUGUGUGGAUGUAUAAAGAGGGUUAUGUCCGAUUUUGUACUAACAGUUUCUCCAUGGAAAACAUGCAUGAAUCCAUUCAUCUGAGCAAUGUUAGGCUGCAAAAUAAAUACCGAAAAUUUAGAAAUUCGCAAAUACCCGAAGAGUGCAUGUGGGAUUACAGAGAACUACAAAACCAUUUAAGAAAUAUUGGACAAGAAUACGUAUGGGAUGAAUUAAUAUUUCCCGGGAUGUGCGAAAGUAUUUACGCUGUGUUACAAGCUGCUACGGACACUUCGUUUUACCGCGACAAAACUUUUCAAUUGUUUGGAGCCGAUUUCUUGAUCACGGAUAACUUUAUCCCAUAUUUGAUCGAGAUCAAUUCCAUUCCCGGACUGAAUCCAUCUACGAGCGUCAUUGCAAAUUUGGUGCCUAUGCUCCUAGGUGACAUAAUAAAAGUGACGGUGGACUACAAGACAAACUUGAACGCCGACACAGGGCUGUUUGUAAGGGUUGUGCCGGAAAAGUGGAAACCAUCCUCAGGGACCGCAGUCAACUGCAGCAGAAAUCCAUUAAAUUCGUCGGCGGCUCUGACUGCGGAACAGACACCUUUCACGUUUGACUACCACCGCCGGUGGAUGGACAGUGUCAAUAAAAAGUUAGUGGCACUACAGCUACAUAGGAAAAAACAAAAAUAA